AUGAAGGAGAAGAAAGCUUUGAAGAAAUCUGGCGAUACUCCUCAAGAAGCCGAAAGCACCAAGAAUAAUGACCACCGCCAAACCGAAAGCAAGAGCAAGCAGCUCCAGCACACGGGCAAGAAGGCUGCACCAUCUCACGCUCGUCAAACUGUUCACAGAUCGUCUGCACAUGAGACACCAGUCACUCAGCAGAAUUCCAUGGUUCAAUCUAAUGCUGCUGCUUUUGAUCAGCAUGGCCAGGGUCACUUCGUGCCGCCAAUGGGCUCAGGCUUCUACCCUCCUCCACCCCAAUCCUUCCACCACUCUCUGCCUCAUCCACCACAACAAUAUGUUCCUCCGCCACAACCAUACCUUCCUCCACUGCAACUAUACAUUCCUCCGUCACAAAUGUUCAAGCAGGGUAACUUCCAGACCGCCGCUCUCGCUGUUCUAGAGCAAACCAAUGUUGUGCGCUGGAGGUUCAAGCAGGGUAACUUUCAGAUCGCCGCUCUCGCUGUUCUAGAGCAUGGCGUUUCUGUCACACUGGUCCACUGGCUGGGCCUUAAAAAGAUGCAAGGCUUGGUUGCCAAUGCUGGCAACUAUCAGUUCAAGAACACCACGGUCAAGGCAAUGGGAAACAUUGCUUGUGCACGCUCACCACUCGGCACGUUUCCAGUCGACAGCACAUCACUUUCUCAUAGUCUGACUACUGUUGGCGACAACAUGGCACAUUCUGCUGUUCCGCAUUCUCCCUCAUCUGGUGAUUCAAUCAAUGAGCCAAUUACCACUGGUAUACAUCGCCAAAGGACAUAUUCUGCGGCUGGCCAUGAUGACCCAACAAUCCUUAUGCCCUCACGCAUGAAAUGGCUCAAAAUAUAUGCUGAGAAGGCAGCUGAGAACGAUGUCUCAGAAAAGGGUCUCAAUGACUUUAUUGAUACCGGAGGAAUAUAUUACAUGCUUAUCGACCUCAAAGUGUGUAUGAUGAAGUUUGAUGUAGCCCAAAGAGCUGCCAUUCUCCUUGAUUUGAAAGAGUUGAUAAACUCCAAAGAUUUCAAAUCUGCACUCCAAAAUCGUUUGAUAGCAUGUCUACUGUCACCAAACAUUACCGCGUACAUGGAGGACACACUUCCCCACAUCAUGAAUUUCAUCAAGAACAACAGUGGUAUAUUCAAAGUUCCACUGUCACUGUUCAAAGACGUCAAACUGACUGCAAUACUUGCAAAAACUGUCAGUGAGCUGCUUUCAUCAAUUCGCGGUAACAUGAAGAGCAAGUUGCUCGCGUCUAUCUGCAAACGCAUGAGCAUUACGGACACGGCAAAAUCACUUGCGCAUGGCUCCAUCGAGGUUGACUCCGCUCAUUGGAAUAGGCUUGCAUUUUUGCGGCGCUGCUUGCGCGUCUUUAUGAUUGGUAUCAGCAACUACAGGACCAUUCCACUCAAGGCCCUUUAUUCGCCUUCUCUUAUUCCAUCUCUCCACACUGCUGUCCGUGCCAGAAUUGGACCGAAGCUCAGCAUCGACAUUAAUGGCAUCGAGGAUGAGAUGCUAGGCAGAGAAGAAGAAAUUUCAGAUAAUCAGGACGAUGAAGGCUUGGAAAUGCACAAUGCAGGAGCUCCCAGUGGAGACUCGUCAAAGACUGAUGGUGCAGAGGGGUUGGAGGAGAAUUCAGGUAACGAUGGGGAUGCAGACCAGGAUAAUGAGCCUGAGGAUAACGAGGUGCCUGAUACCACCCCACAUAACCGAGUUAUUGCUGAGGACGACUCUGGCUUUGGGGACAAUGGCAAGCCCGCCAUUUUCACUUCAGGAAGAUUUUGGAAUUUUGUUGAUACCUCGCUCAAGAACAUUCACAAGGUUGCCAAGCAGGAGGCGGCGGACAAUCAAACAACACUUGAAACCGCAUUUCGGCAAAUGCUUGUAGAAUAUUUCCAGGAAGACCUCGCUGAUUUUCCCAGUAAAAUGACCAUUCCUAGGCUCCUCACAAACAGUAGUCCCCAGUGGCAGACCACUAUUCAGAACAACCUCCUGUGGACUGACAAUAAGUGA
Messenger RNA from Suillus paluster, 2019 nucleotides. RefSeq lists its product as uncharacterized. Bases 1 to 2019 code for a protein of 672 amino acids. Lineage: Eukaryota; Fungi; Basidiomycota; Agaricomycetes; Boletales; Suillaceae. The record is from RefSeq and is a predicted model, not a curated record. The transcript has 13 exons.